This is a messenger RNA of Babesia bovis T2Bo, 795 nucleotides long. Its product is annotated as putative integral membrane protein. Bases 75 to 773 code for a protein of 232 amino acids. Lineage: Eukaryota; Apicomplexa; Aconoidasida; Piroplasmida; Babesiidae. The transcript has a single exon. The record is from RefSeq and is a predicted model, not a curated record.
AUAUAUAAUAAGACAAUACAAAAGGAGUGUUUCUAAUUAAUGUGUAAAUAGUUGCAAUAGAUAGAAUAUACACAAUGAAGGUACCAAGGUUCCGUGCACAUCGGGAAACAAAUGAUGCAAAAAAUCAUAAAGAAAUACAUAAAAAAGUACCAGCAUACGAUAUAGAUGAAUAUGGAAAGCUAUUGUCAGUGGCACAAGAAAAACCAUUACCAUCACAUCUGGAAAUCACACCAGGAGGCUUCCUAAGAAACCUAACCUCAGGAGCAAAUCAAGUACUUAACGAAAUAGCAGAUCUGUCUUCAGGACCGUUCCCAACGACAAAUGAUGGAGCUAAGAUGCAACCAUUCCUAUCAACACUGCAACCACAAGUGCCACAGGUAAUGCCGCAAAUGGCAAUGCAACCCGCAGCGGGAAUGACGCCACAAGCAGCACCAGCAAUGGCACAAAUGGCUAUGCAACCACAAAUGCCAAAUCAAGCACCGAUAAUGACAGCAGUGCCAACAUUGGCUCAACAUAUACCAACAGGACAACCAGGACCACAAAUGAUGGUACCACCAGAAAUGGCAUCGCAACCACAGGAACACGCAACAGCAGUCAUCAACGAAGCACUGAAGAAUACAUACACAACGCCGUCGAUGUUUACGUCCAAAAGCGCAGCACUCAACGCGGAAUAUACCAUGGGUAUCGUCGUAGUAUGCAUGGUAGGAGUGUUCCUAAUUGCAGGAUGCAUAGUAAGACUGCGACAAAGAAAACAACAAAAAAGCAAAAAUUGAAAGCAUUAAAUGAAUCAUACAC